This is a messenger RNA of Hevea brasiliensis (rubber tree), 1599 nucleotides long. RefSeq lists its product as uncharacterized. The record is from RefSeq and is a predicted model, not a curated record. The coding region runs from base 513 to 1361 and encodes 282 amino acids. The transcript is spliced from 5 exons. NCBI's taxonomy places the organism in Eukaryota, Viridiplantae, Streptophyta, Magnoliopsida, Malpighiales, Euphorbiaceae. Gene Ontology annotation, molecular function: ubiquitin binding.
UGAUAUUGAUGCCGCAUUCUGAAUUUAAAUACGUAAUCUGUAAUUCAUCUUUAUAAACAAGCUCUCAACAUCAAACUGCUGCCGGAUCCUUUCAUGGACCGACACGUCACCUUGCAAUCGAUUGCUUACAUAAUGACAAUCGAGGCCGAGAAGAGGAAAGCAGAGGAAAUGGAGAACCCCCUCUCGGCCCUUAUCUAUUUCGGAGACUAAUUAAUAAAUGAAUUAGGUACAGAAAAACCCUAAUUCCAUCCAAAUUUAUAAAAUUUCCUAAAUUCUUAGGUUCAGAGAAAACGAUUCAAUCAGGACAAGUAUCGAAGGAGAUUUUUUUUCUUUUUCUUUUUCUUUGGGGAUUUUGUUGAAUUUGGAUAGAUAGAUCGAUCCGAUCGGUGCUGCUUGAACACGAAACUGUGGUUGAAGGAGGAAAUUAGGGUAGAGGAUAGGUAGAUAGAGAGGAGAGAGAGAGAAAGAGAGAGAGAGAAGAGAAGAAGAAGAGACGAGGAGAAAUAGAAACUAUGUCUGCCAUAGUGUGCGGGAAGAGAUCCUUUUUUGAAGAAUUGACAGUGACAAGCCCUCCCGUUUCCAAGAGAAUCCGCUGUUCCCCUUCCUCUCCUGUUCAUUUCUCUCCUCCAAGGUCAUACAACGCUGUUUCUGUCUCCUCCCCCUCCUUCAAUCAAUCGUCUUUGCUUUUCAUCGAGAAACUCGUUGCUCUUUUCCCUGAUAUGGACAAGCAGAUUCUUGAGAGAGCACUUGAAGAAUGCGGUGAUGAUUUAGAUUCAGCUAUCAGAAGUUUGAAUGAGCUUCGGUUAGCUUCGGCUGAGAACAACGUGGGAUCCAAUGUACUUAGAUCAGACGUACUCCUUGAGUCUAAUGUCCAACAAGGCAUAACAAUAACUAUUAUGGAAGCUCCAUCAACUGAUGAUCUAUCAGCUACACCACAACUUCCAAUGGAUGGUGCAGAGUGGGUAGAGCUAUUUGUUAGGGAAAUGACGAGUGCCUCAAACAUGGAUGAUGCUAGAGCUCGUGCUUCAAGAGCACUGGAAGUUCUGGAGAAGUCUGUCUGUGCGCAUGCUGGAGCAGAGGCAGCCAAAAGUUUUAAACAGGAAAAUAUGAUGUUGAAGGAACAAGUGCAAGCACUGAUUCAAGAAAAUGCAAUUCUCAAGCGAGCUGUAUCUAUUCAGCAUGAGCGUCAAAAAGAGUUUGGAGAUAGGAACCAGGAGUUGCAGCAUCUGAAGCAAUUAGUGUCCCAAUACCAGGAGCAGUUGAGAGCCUUGGAGCUGAACAACUAUGCAUUGACAAUGCACUUGAAGCAGGCUCAACAAAGCAACUCAAUCCCUGGCCGUUUCCACCCAGAUGUCUUCUAGCGAAACCGUUGUCUAUUAUGGAAUAUGAAAAGAUCCUAUUACACUGCGAGUAUUUGCAUUCAUUUGGUGCUUGACUGCAAACGUGGAUUAUGUGAACCAAUGGCAGGCUGCAUUCAAAAUUAAAAGACCAAUUUAGUCUCUUUCAAACUAAACUUAUUGUCUGGAUUUAGUUUUUAAAUGUGUUGUAUGUUCAUAAAAAUUAUAGGUUUUAUAUGCAAAAGAUUUGUCAAAUAAUUUU